CUUCGCGGAGGCCGCUGCUGUCCCGUCCCGACUCGACCCGUCCCGGCUCGGCUCGGCCGGGCGGUGCGUGCGUGGGGGCCGCGGCGGACAGCGGGGCUGCAGCUGGGGAGGAGCGCGGGGCUGCGGCGGGAGGAGGCGGAGGCGCUCCCUCUCCGGCGGGACAAAGGGCUGUGGGCGCGCAGCCGCGGCCCAGCGCCCGCCCCGGGAGCUCUCCCUCAGCUAGCGCUUUCCGACGCAGGAGCCAUGGUCCAGGUGCAGCGCUAGGAGCAUCCGCGGCUGGAGGGACGAGGAAGAAAGCGACCGCGGCUCCCCUUUCCCCGGCGGGGGUUUCGCGGGGUAGGAGAUGGAGCCGGCGGCCCGGCCGCGCGGGGAUAUCCAGAGGCGGAACCCGCAGCAGGACUACGAGCUGAUCCAGCGGGUGGGGAGCGGCACCUACGGCGAUGUCUACAAGGCUAGAAAUCUUCAUACAGGAGAACUGGCUGCUGUAAAAAUAAUCAAGUUAGAGCCUGGAGAUGACUUUUCAUUGAUACAGCAAGAAAUAUAUAUGGUUAAAGAAUGCAAACAUUGCAACAUAGUGGCCUAUUUUGGGAGCUAUCUCAGCCGUGAGAAGCUGUGGAUAUGCAUGGAAUACUGCGGUGGGGGAUCCCUCCAAGAUAUUUACCAUGUGACAGGACCUCUGUCAGAGUUACAAAUUGCAUAUGUAUGCAGAGAAACUUUACAGGGGCUUGCUUAUUUGCAUAUGAAGGGCAAAAUGCAUAGGGAUAUAAAGGGUGCAAAUAUUCUACUAACAGACCAUGGAGAUGUCAAAUUGGCUGACUUCGGUGUAGCAGCAAAAAUAACAGCCACCAUUGCAAAGAGGAAAUCAUUUAUUGGUACCCCUUACUGGAUGGCCCCAGAGGUUGCAGCGGUGGAGAAGAACGGUGGAUACAACCAGCUCUGCGACAUCUGGGCAGUUGGCAUAACGGCAAUUGAACUUGCAGAGCUUCAGCCACCUAUGUUUGAUCUUCACCCCAUGAGAGCUCUGUUUUUAAUGUCAAAAAGUAAUUUUCAACCACCAAAACUAAAGGAAAAAGCAAAAUGGUCAUCAACAUUCCAUAAUUUUGUCAAAAUAGCACUUACAAAAAAUCCAAAGAAGAGACCGACAGCAGACAGACUCCUUGCUCAUAGCUUUGUAGGGCAGCCUGGUCUUUCAAGAUCUUUAGCAGUUGAGCUGUUGGACAAAGUUAAUAAUCCUGACAACCAUACACACUACAGUGAAGUCGAUGAUGACGAUUUUGAGCCUCACUCUGUUAUCCGCCAUACGAUUCGUUCUACAAACAGGAACAUUAGGGCAGAAAGAACGGCCUCAGAGAUAAACUUUGAUAAGCUGCAGUUUGAGCCCCCUCUGCGGAAAGAAACAGAAGCUCGGGAUGAAAUGGUUGUGGCAGCUGGCACUGACUUUGCUUCGCAUUGGAAUCCUUUUGUUGAUGGUGGAAGCAGCAAGGGACUGCUUACAAAAUUUGGAGAUGGGAGUGAAGAUGUUGAAGAAUCAACACUAAAGCGAGCAGGGCCACCUCCACUACCUCCUAAGCCGAGAAUGAACAGUUAUCCUGAGGAAAACCUCCCAGAUGAUGAGAAAUGUCAGACAAUAAAACACUUCCCAGACUCACAGAACAGAGCCCCACCAGCUCACAGGAGACAAAGUAUCCCUGUUUGUGGGCCUCAGGCUGAUUCUUCCCUCCUUGGUAUGACUAGCAGCAUCAGCAGCCCUGGAUUGCUCACAGCGAGAUACAGUGACUUAGGAAAUACGGAUGGCAUGCUGAAACUCAUCGAGGAAAAUGCAGAAGGGUCUGGACAAAUCCCUCAGCUGCCACGGAAAAAAGAGAAAAGAGAUUUUCCUAAGCCAGCAAUCAAUGGUUUGCCACCAACGCCGAAGGUGCUGAUGGGAGCGUGUUUUUCCAAAGUCUUUGAUGGAUGUCCUUUGAAGAUUAAUUGUGCAACAUCAUGGAUACAUCCAGAUACUAAAGAUCAGUACAUUAUCUUUGGCACAGAAGAAGGUAUCUAUACUUUGAAUUUGAAUGAACUUCACGAAGCAACAAUGGAACAGUUAUUUCCCCGAAAGUGCACCUGGCUGUAUGUUAUCAAUAACACCCUAAUGUCCUUGUCAGGGAAAACAUUCCAGCUGUACUCUCAUAAUUUAAUAGCUUUGUUUGAACAAGCAAAAAAAACAGGAUUAGCUGCUCAUAUUCAAACCCAUAGGUUUCCUGACAAAAUCUUACCAAGGAAGUUUGCCUUAACAACAAAGAUCCCUGAUACAAAAGGAUGCCACAAAUGCUGUAUAGUACGAAAUCCAUACACAGGACACAAAUACCUGUGUGGUGCAUUGCAGUCUGGAAUUGUUCUACUACAGUGGUAUGAGCCAAUGCAGAAAUUCAUGUUGAUAAAGCACUUUGAUUUUCCUUUGCCGAGCCCUUUGAAUGUGUUUGAGAUGCUGGUGAUACCAGAGCAGGAGUACCCCAUGGUCUGCGUAGCUAUCAGUAAGGGAUCUGAACCAAACCAGGUGGUUCACUUUGAGACAAUCAACUUGAACUCUGCUUCUUCAUGGUUUACAGAAAUUGGUGCAGGCAAUCAGCAGUUAGAUGCCAUUCAUGUGACACAGCUGGAAAGAGACACUGUUCUCGUCUGCCUGGACAAAUUUGUGAAAAUUGUGAAUUUACAAGGGAAACUGAAGUCAAGCAAGAAAUUGGCCUCCGAGCUGAGCUUUGAUUUCUGCAUUGAGUCAGUGGUGUGCCUUCAAGACAGUGUGCUGGCCUUCUGGAAACAUGGCAUGCAGGGCAAAAGCUUUAAGUCAGAUGAAGUCACCCAAGAGAUAUCAGAUGAAACCAGGGUUUUCCGCUUGCUGGGCUCAGACAGAGUGGUAGUGUUAGAAAGCAGGCCAACCGAGAAUCCAACUGCACACAGCAAUCUCUACAUCUUGGCUGGACAUGAAAAUAGUUACUAAGCAACAGUGACCCAACGCAAAUAAACAGCCUGAACUUGCCACACCAGGAAAAAAGAAGCAUUAGGAAAACUCAGCAGGAGCGGGACUGUGACUUGUGUUUCUUUUCUCGACGCCUAAAUGAUGUUGGUUUAGGGUGGAAAUCAGUACAUUUUUGCAGCUGGGAACAGCUGAUCUGUCUCUUGCCACUGUGUGGUUGGUUAUAUCAAGUUUGCUUAAUAAAAGCUGAGAUAAAUAGACCUUUACUCAUGAGUUAUAGGGAAACACAGCCUUUAAGAAAACGUUAUGCAGUAAAGGUGCCAUAAACUGUUAAAUAUUUUACUUCCCUUGGUUUUCCCUUGUAUUCUGUAGAUACAGGUCUAGUGCUGGCUGUUUCCCUGUUUUAUACUGAGUCUUAUUCUUAAGAAAAAAGGUGUGUGUAGGAAGUGAAAGUACCUGCAAAGCUUUUUGGUUUUAAAUCAGCCAUUCAGUAUGGCUUUGUAUAAUAGACUAUUUAAUCCUUAUUUAUUAAUCUGCUGCUAGAAUGGUGUAAUGUAUCUAACUUUAGCAAAGAAAGGUUGCAGAGCAGCUUACAAGUUUUGGUUUUUUUACAACUGUAUAAAGGUUUGGUUAUUCUUUUUCUGUUGUAGGGCUGUAGUGCAUUACUGAGGGGUAUGUCACAACGUUGGUCCACCUUGUAAAAAUGCAAUUUUGUACAACAAAGUAUUUUGUAUUGAUUUUCUGCCUGCAGAAUUGCCAUUAAAAAAAAAAAAGGGAUUUUGUUAUUUACUAGACGUAGGGUGUGUGUACACAAGGUAGGAUAUUGGUAUCAGACAUGUUGCUACCGGGUGGGUGUGUACAAUAUACGUGUGUGUGUGUGUGCAUGUGUGUUCAGUUGACCAGCAGUGUGUAUUUUUUAUAUAUAUAUAUUUAUAUAUAUAUAUAAAUGUACAAAAAUAGCUAUGCUUUAUUUUCAUAAAUGAGGGGUAAGCCUCGUGACGUGACGUGGCGACCGUACCCAGCCCUCGUCCAUAACGAAUGGAAGCACCACGUACCGAGCUCCCGUGACGUGUAGUUUAUUUGUACUACGCCAGAGGGGAGCCUCUAGCGAGGCCUGAGCUCACCAGCUCCCUUGUUGUACAGCCUUCCAGCUGCUGUCAGGCAGACGCUCGCUUGGGAGUGAAUGGUUGUUUCCCCAGCUGUGCAGUAUGAAUAAAUAUGAUAAGAACCAGUGUUCUAUACUCGAGCUUUCAAUCCCUUUGUCCCUUUCCCUGUUUUUUUUUACCUGCGUUUUUCUCUCUCUCACUGUCUUUCUCCUUUAAAGAGUCACAUCAGUUCCUUUUGUCUUCCUCAUUAAUUACAAUUCUUGAGGUACCAUUAAAUAUAAAUGUAGACUGACUACAGGAGAGCAUCUGGUUUUACUACCUCACGUUAACCUGCUAGCUUUGAUGUAAGUAAACACAGUCCAUAGGCAGAGACAGUAGCGGUUCAUGAACACUGCAGUUGAGGGGGGAUUAGAUUAAAUCCCGCAGCGUGCUGCUGCCCGUUCCUUCUCUGUGCUCUGCUCUCCUAGCAAAGACAGACAAGAGGCUUCACACAUCAUUCUUCUAAAGUAGUCAAGGUAAGUGUGUUGUAGUGGCUUAGCCUGUCUGAGGGCUCCGCUGCCAGAGCAGAGCCAGAGCGGUUUGAUCUUUAACUCACGACCUGAGGAAUGGGGCACCGGGUUGUCUGCUUGGGCACCAGCCUAUGUGAUCCAUAAUUUAACAUCCACGGAAUGAACUCGGCACACGUGAUCACUCAGUAAUGCCUUUGUGUUCCUCGGUCCAGCUGGAGUUCUGUGUUGUUCUGAAGGUCUGGAAGGCAAAAACAGACCUGCGUGCAAUUUAGCAUUUUAUCCACUUAGCAUUGUCAUUCAAAACUAAUUCUUGUUAUUGACUUGAUAUUUAAAUCAAGUCAAGCUUUUCAGUUCUGAAACUGUGUCAAGGUUUAGAAAAUAGUAACUGUACAGGUAAAACUUUAAAAUCAGUCCACAAACAAAAGCAUCAGAGUGUUUUAAGCGGUCAGCUGUCAUUGGAUCCGCAGUACUAAAAGCAGGACGUGUUUUAAAGAAACUGAGUUAGUACUGAAUUUACUUCUCUGUAGGUGUCAGUGAUUGGUGAUUAACCCUCAAAAGAUGUAACUUCUAGUCUACAAAGUCUUUAAGGUGAAGCACCAGGUGUAGAUGUUGUAGAGCAAAUGCUUUCACUCCACUUACCUCAUUCACUGCAGACCUAAUCCUUGGCAUCGUCUUUUGAAAACACUUAAAGUAAGAUCUCUAAAGGACUAGAGCAAUCUGUAAAUAAAAUCUGGAUAUUUAUGGGGAGUAACUGGAGUAAACAACUUAGGUCAUGACACUGUCAUGCAAAAGUAAUGAACUGAAAGUAUUUUCCUUUGAAUGACAUGAAUGACUGGUGAUUUGCUGAAUCGUAAAAAACGGAAUCUAGGAGGGUCCUCAUUGAAUCAAGCCUCCUGUUGUAGCUCUUCAAGCGUUUCUAAUGGCAUAUUCCAAAAUGCUUUGGCUGGUCUGGUUUUAUAGGCAGUGGCAUGUUUGGCAUGAUCUGUUUCCUGGUGUUGCAGCCUCACUCGUUCCUCUCAGCAGAGUACAGCACAGCAGAUCUGCACGUUGGGUGGCUGAACCGGCCGCUCUCGCUGUCUCUGACUAGUACCAUUUGUAGACUCUUUAGGUUAUUCUGGGAUCUUUGUAUGGUUUUGUGACAUUUCAGCUGGGGUUGAGAAAGCCUAGUGUGUGGUUUUGGAGUUUAUAAAGCAAAACCUCGCUCAUUCCCUCAGUACUCUUUUGACAGCUGUCCAGAUACUAGUUAUCUGAUGCAAAACGUUCACACAUUCAGCUUGAAAGCCGUAAAACAGGCUUUUUGAAGUACAAAGAGUAUUUAAGAGCAGCCUGUUGAUUAGUCUCUGGAUUUCCUGACGAAACUCAUUGCAGCUGAAAAAUACAACUGUAAUUGUGGUGACAUCUCUAAAGAUGAAAGGUACAGCACAUCAGUGAGCCACUCUGUCUCCGAAUGGAAAGGACAAGACUGGGAGACUUUCUGAAAUGUACUUUUUACCUUGUUUAGUCAUUAGAUUGUAACUGAGAAUCUAACUGCACUCCUUCCAGUUUGUGUAACUAGGCUUUGUUAGACCUAAAUGUCUGUUGCAAUUCAUUUCAGUCUAUGCCAAAUAAACUAUGCUUUAUUUGA
Messenger RNA from Colius striatus (speckled mousebird), 6195 nucleotides. It is a transcript of the gene MAP4K5, whose product is annotated as mitogen-activated protein kinase kinase kinase kinase 5. NCBI's taxonomy places the organism in Eukaryota, Metazoa, Chordata, Aves, Coliiformes, Coliidae. The transcript has 33 exons. The coding region runs from base 344 to 2980 and encodes 878 amino acids. Gene Ontology annotation, biological process: protein phosphorylation. Gene Ontology annotation, molecular function: ATP binding; MAP kinase kinase kinase kinase activity. The record is from RefSeq and is a predicted model, not a curated record.